Molecule: messenger RNA, 12755 nt
Organism: Pocillopora meandrina
Lineage: Eukaryota; Metazoa; Cnidaria; Anthozoa; Scleractinia; Pocilloporidae
Source: the annotation of a GenBank genome assembly
GUUGUGCGAUUUCCUGAAAUAUCGGUUACAAUCCAAAUGUCUUCGGGAAAGGUUAGCAGUGAUAUUAAGAUAACAGAGGGAAAGGCAGAGAUCUGUUUUCCUGAUUCAAAUUCUGUGUUCUACAACCCCGUUCAAGAAUUUAACAGAGAUUUAAGUACAGCAGUCAUAAAGCUGUUUUCCAAGGAACGUUUGGAAGACAAGAGAAAACCAAAUUUGGAAAGUACUUCCGAUGGAGAAGACGAGGGAACGGAUGAAACGUGUGAAGGACUUGACCAGGAGAAGUCUAAUCCCAAAGUGGCAUUAUACUCAGGGAAAAUACCCAGUGAACGUAAGUUUUGAUCUAAACAUUUCAUAAUUCAACUUUUAAGAAAUUAAAAAUUUCAAAACUAUCUAAAGAAAGCUAGUAGCCGAAACUUUUAAUUUCAAAUUUCACUGUGAAAGUUCCUCUAGAAGAACAUUGUAGUCAAAUUUCUGAACAGUCGGAAGUUGGUUUCCAUUGUUUACCUCAGUACACUUACCUACUAAUACUCUCAGAAUCACUUGAUCGUGACUUAAUCCUUCGACUGGAAGUCCUUUAUUCAGCUAUGUAUAAAUAAAUAAGUUAAUCUUUUUAUGUAUAUAUUUAACAAUUACACACUGACGUGGAGGUGAAUACUGGUGCAUAUUUACCUCACUCCUUUGCAGCUUGGUAAAUUUCCACCUCUUUCACUAACACUGAUGUGAAUAAUUGUUUCAGUGUAUACCACAUAGAACCAAAAAUUUGGUUUGUUCCUGUAAUGAAAAAUGAUCACUUAUCAAACUCUUAACAAGAAAAAGUGACUGAAAAACUGCAAGGUAACUAAUAGGAAUACUGAAAAAUUCCCACUUUGUUUUGAAUCGUGCAGAAGUUUUAUUAUUGUAGUCAGAUUUGAUACUGGGAUAAUUCACUUAUAAUAAAUAGGCAUUUGUCUCAAAUUGUGGGGGCUUAGUAGAUUUACAAUUAGGUCAAGUAAAAUCAAAGCAAAUGAGUGGGUGGGAGGACCUAUUCGAAUGAAAAAGUGUAAUCAGGGCUUCAAAAUGCUGCUCAAGGCUGCAUCAGUUUAGACUGUUGUUGAAAUAGGUUUGAUUGACUUUACUUGAUUUGAUAUGCACCAUCAGUUCUGUUGUUUUAUGUGAUCAUCAAGAAAAAAGAAAUGAUGGAAUCACUAUCCUGGAAGGUUUGUCAGCAUCUGGUCUGCGUGCAGUGAGAUAUGCCUUGGAAGUGGCAGGUGUAAAGAGCGUAACUGCCAAUGAUAUCAGUGCUGAUGCUUACAAAAUGAUUCAGCAAAAUCUUGAGCAUAAUAAUGUGCAGCAUAUUGUAAAGCCAAGCAAAGAGGAUGCUGGGUGAGUGUGUGUAUACAGCAUAUUUAAUGCAGAUAAACAGGACUAAAGGUUAUGAUAACUAAAUGAAUGGGCUCUUGAAUAAUUUGUGAAACCAUCCAUCUGCUUAGUUGAUGAGCUUUUCUUUUGCUCCACUGUAUUUUACUAAAGGGCAACUCAGCCCUAUGAAACACAAAACAGCUAGAAAAAUUGUGUAAUGAAGUUAAUGGCCACACUCAAAACUGAAGACACCUUCCAUGAUAAACUCUUUAAUAUUCCUCUGGAAAAGGUCACUUAUAAUUAUGCAGUAAGUUCUUAUUAUGAAUGCUUUUCAAAACUCUGCUUUCCACAUAUGAAUGCCAUAUUUAUGUACUCUGUCAAGUGUACAUUCUUUGUAGGAGAUAUGUAGUUCCUUUCCAUUCCUUGCUAAUCCAUCCCACAUAAAACUUCAUUCUCCCUCCCCUGUACUAGACUUUUCCCCUAGAAAAAACCUAGACAUUUCGAGUGUUAGCCCUUCAUCAAUUGCUCUGAUGAAGGGCUAAUGUUUGAAACGUCAGGUUUUUUACCAUUUACAGUGGCUAAUUUACGUUUUCAACUCAGUUGUUAACACUAAAUUACCUGCUAUACUCUCCCACUGACGCAGCACCACAGUUUCUUUAGAAACUUACCCCUUUAUUCAUCUCCAGUUUUCUUUGGCCUAGGGUAGGUUUAGGAUUGGGUUUUUGCUACAAGUGUAGCUAGACUAACCCUUGAACAACUUGAAACAAUUGAGUCACCUUUCGGGGGACUAGUCUUUAGCACCAUACUGUACUACAAGAUAAAUAGAAUAUUAAAUGUUCUUUGUCAAAGAUAUCUCAUUGCUCUUGUACUCUGUCCAGUAUGUUAUCCACUAGGAGCCUUAAAUUAUUUGAAUGGUAUGUUACUGUGAAAACAUAGGGCUCUAAAAUUUUUCAUCUUCAUUCACAGCUGCAGUGUAGUGAAAUAAACUUUUAUUAAGAACCUUGUCAAUUUCUCAUGAAGGUUACUGAUGUACAAACAUCGUCAUCCUCCUUCAAGUCGCUUUGAUGCAAUAGAUUUAGAUCCAUAUGGAUCAGCAUCAGUCUUUCUUGAUAGUGCAGUUCAAGCUGUAGCUGAUGGUGGCAUUCUCCUGGUAACAUGCACAGACAUGGGGGUGCUCUGUGGAAACCAUAGCGAGGCUUGUUUUGGAAAAUAUGGCAGUAUGUCUUUAAAAGCCAAGUUUUGUCACGAGAUGGUAAGUACACUACAAGUGUAGUUCAACCUACACUGUUGUCAAAGGUCAUCUGAUUAGAACUAAUCCAGUUUAGCUCUUAUUUGUUCAAAGAAGACAUGUAAAAAAUUAAGUAGGUUGUUUUUGCUUCUAAAGUUUUGCAAACAUUUUUUUUUCUGGUUGACUCACAUGUUAUAUUAACAUGUGAUCAUAUUAUGUGAAUGCUUCCAUAUUCAUGUCCUUAUCUGCAGUUCAUAUAUAUGAUUUUCAUAUAUUUACAGUCGUUUGUUUAUCACUUCAUGGGUUUGUAUGGAACCAACACAAUGACCAGCUCCCAGUUGGCUUGCAAGCCAAAUUGGUAGAGCUCUGCACCGGUAUUGCAAAGGUCAUGGGUUCAAAUCCCAUACAGGCCUGAAUUUUUUUCAGACCUUAUUUUCACUACUGCUCAAGGAGUGUUCAUUACUGCUUUCAUAUUCAUGUAUUUAGUACCUUAGUUAUCGCUAACACUGUAGACAUUUUUGAGCUACCUUUCUAUCCCUUGAUUAAGACUGAUCUUGUCCCAAUGUAGCCCCUAUGUCAGUCAUUACCAGUACUAAAUUCAUGAUUUAGGUUACAGAGCUAUUUGCUUGUGACUCCUCAUAAAAUGUUACUCAAUUCUACAAAUAUUUUUUCUUUUCUUCACAGGCUUUGAGAGUGUUGCUCUUCUCUUUGGAAACUCAUGCUAAUAGAUACAAACGAUACAUUAAACCUCUUUUGAGCAUAAGUGUGGAUUUCUAUGUGCGUGUUUUUGUGCAAGUCUUUACAAGUGCCUCAGAAGUGAAAAGAUCAGCAAGUAAAAACUGUCUGGUCUUCAUGUGCAUUGGAUGUGGAAGUUUUCAUUUUCAGCCAAGUGAGUGUAGUGAAAACUGUAUUUUGUAUGGAUAUGGAACUAUUUUUCAUAGUAACAAACACUACUUAAGCAGUAGUGGAAAUAAGGCCUGAAAAAAAUUCAUGACUAUGGAAGUAAUCACUUCCUUAUUCACUUCUUUAUCUGCAGUUCACAUAUUAAUUAUAUGAUUUUCAUAUAUUUACAGUCAUUUAUUCAUCUCUUCAACAGUUUAUUUGGAACCACCAUAAUGACCAGCUCCUAGUUGGCUUGUCAACUCAGUUAGUAGAGCACUGCACCAGUAUUGCAGAGGUCAUGGGUUCAAAUCCCAUAUGGGCCUGAACUUUUUUCAGGUCUUAUUUUCACUAUUGCUUAAUUAGUGAUCAUGAUUGGGGAGAUUGCUUCCAUAUCAAUUUAUUUAUCUGCACUUUAGUUCAUGACUGUGAAUAUAUGAAAAUCAUAUAUGUGAAGGCUUCCAUAUUCACGUCCUUAUCUGUAGUUCGCGUAUAUGAAUUCCAUAUACAUGUAUUUACAGUCAUUUAUGCAUCACUUCAUAGGAUUAUUUGGAACCAAUGUAAUGACCACCUCUCAGUUGGCUUGUUAGCUCAGUUGAUAGAGUACUGCACUGGUAUUACAAAGGUCAUGGGUUCAAAUCCUGUGCAGGCCUGAAUUUUUUCCUAGGCCUUAUUUUCACUACUGCUUAAGUAGUGUUUUGUUACUGAGAAGAUUGCUUCCAUAUUAAUUUAUUUAUCUGCAGUCCACGUAAUGAUUUUCAUAUAUUUACAGUCAUUUUUCUUUUGCAUGCAAGUUAAUUAUUUGUGCACCCAGGUAUAAUUUGUUUCCAUUACAAUUAAGUUGCAUAUUUCAUUUUCUUUUUUGCUUUUUUGUGCCAAGCAGUCAAAAAAGAAUGUUGUGAUGACUGGUUCAAAGUGCUCAUUGAUAUGAAGUGUAACUGCCAGUAGUAUUGUUUCUUACUGUAUUGCAUGCCCUAGUUACAUGAGACAUUCAAUUUAGGGUAGAACUGAUUGCCAUGGUUUCUACUUUUUUUUGUGUUGUGUUUUUGUGUGUUGCUAAUUUUUCAGUAGAAUCUUAAAAUUUUGUUUCAUAAAAUUAAGUAUUGUUAGUUGUUUUUAUUUGAGGUUCAGUGUUCAUUGCAUCAAAUGACAUGCUGUGUUCAUCAUUAUUGUUUUUUGAAACUGUCAAGGGACUAAUGGAUAUCCAAUCAAAGUUUCAUCUUGUCUUGUUAUCUGGCAAACAGUCCUUGAAGUGGGACAAAAAAAUUACUGACAGAUUUUCAUUUGAGUCUAAUACCCACACUACAGUGAAAACCAUUCAAAGUAUCACAUAUACUUUGACACUUGCACAAGCAUCUUUCACCUUUAAAAACUUACAAUGCAUUGUAAUAAAACAUGCUUUCCAAAUGGAGUGGAAAAAUUCAAGUUUUCCAGUAAACCCUAUGCCAAAGGGGUAUUUUUUCCAAGAAAGUAAAAGCAACAUGAAAUUCAGCAGAAUGUGUGCUACACAGCACACGAGCUUUGUUGAUUGAACACAAGUAUGCCUUUUUGUACACAUUCUAUCUCACAUGCUGCACAUGCUGUUUGGCCCACUGAUUGAAACAAAACUAAAAAAAAGGUUUCAGUGACACUCUUUGUUUUUCUUAUCUAGGUAAUAUGUGCUUAUCUGAAAAUUUAAGACAAGUUUAGUGGGCUGACUCAUGGCACACAUUCCUGUGCCUGACCACCCUUUUAACCUAUUUUCCUGUUGACAAGCACAAAUACAGACAAGGAAAGGGGACUUCCAAUGUUGGGUGUGUUAAUUUCCUUAUCUGUUUAUUUCAAGUUAUUUGCAGAAAAGCUAAGACUUGUGGUAAUACUAAUUGAAGUGGUCAAAAAUGUAUCAUAAAGUUCAACUCAUGAAGUUCUAAGUAAAUACUUGUAUAAUCAAUCUUAUGGCAAGUACAUUGGUAAUAGGGUUUCAGAUAGUGACAAUUACAACAACAAUGAAAUUGAUGGCCCUCUAGAUUUCUUGGUAUGAUGAAAAUGACAAAUACAUGUACAUAUAAUAACUCCUUGUUCUAUGUUACAUUUAUGCAAGAUUUAGAAUGAUCAUAAUCAUUUAGGGAGUUAAAAACGUAAAGGGAGAAAACCCUUCUACUUCCAUAUUUUUUUAUAUGUGAAAUGAUAAGAAUCAUUUUAAUCUAUUUAAUUUAUUUCAAAAUUGUUGGUGCAGUGACAUGAUUUGUUACUUUUGGUGUCCUACAUUUGGAGACUGAAACAUUCCAAGGAGAUGUUGGUCCAACUUUUCCGGCUUACUGAUGUAAUAGAAUUUUCCAGUACUGUCUUUGAGAAGUUAUUGUUUGUUAACGGCUCAAAGUAUGUGUUUGCACCAAUGGCACUUUCUAGAAUGCGUAGAAUUGUAUUUUAGUUAAUCAUUUCUAUGAGUUUUAGAGUCGGCCAGUUAGGGGGUGUGAUUUGUCAUAGCCUAGGACGGGAAAUUCUCUCGACACAGAGUGGCUUUUGCGAUUUUUUGUUAUAAGAUUUACAGGACUUUCAGUAUUGAGGGAGAACCAUGGGUAAUCUUCUCUGGUUCCUAUGCAGAAUUCCAUGGCCCUAAGCUAUUUUCUAUUCAGACUGGUAAGGUGAACUUUUCACUAAUCACCUAGUGCUAAUUUUUUUCCCAUUUCAAUCCUUACCCAGCACAUCUGUUAACAAUGUAUUAAACAACUAAAAUUACCAUCUGCUCCUGAAGGGGACUUGAAAUUCUCAGUUAUAUAAAUGUAUGCUUAAUUUUCUGGGUGUGAUCAACUUGUGAAAUAUUAGUUUCUUAACUCAGUUAAAAAUUUUGGUGGACUUCUAUAUGAGUUUUGUUAUUGAACACAAAUUUUGUCGUCUUUGCUAGUGGGCCGCUGUAUUGAAGAAGGUCUUAGCAAGAAGUACCCCCCAGCCAUUGGUCCUCCAGUUGGAUCCUCAUGUGACCAGUGCGGUAGGCAAUUCCACAUGGGAGGACCCAUAUGGAAAGAGAAAAUUCACGAUGCUGAGUUUGUAGAAAGAUUGCUCAAGACUGUGAAGGAACAACCUGGUCUGUUCAAGACUUCAGAAAGGAUAAUUGGUAAGUAACAAAGAAAUUUCCGUUCCUUCACAUUGAUAAAGGUUAGUUAGUGAUUUCUGCUUUUCGUGCUUCUUGACUUUGUUCAUUCUCCCUCAGUGGGUAGUGAUCUUAUCACAUUUCAACAUCUUUUGUGAUUGAUUACUGAGCAGACUUGGGAUCUUUUCAAAGCAUAGUAAUAUAGUUCGUCUCAUGAUGUAGUCACUUCCAAUGUGGAUCGCGACGUUUUGACUGCAUGUUGGUAAUCUUCUUCAAGCGGUGAGGUGGGUGGAAUAUGCGUGACCUUUUGAAACAUUAUACUUCACUUUCUCUGCCUGUUCUUCAACAGCUGUUUAUGGUGAAUUUGUGAAGAUGCAUUCCCUCAGUGAUCCACUGUCGCAUGGCUCUUCAGUUAAUGUAUUUCUUGAUCCAAUUUUGGAAUUCCUGUUCCACUGUCCUUGUUUAUUUUGUUGGGGUAGUCUAAUUCGGAUUUCCUCCUUUAUCUUGUAUGUGCGAUAAUUAGGAUCAUGAUCAGUAAGGUUUACUUCUUCACUGAACGAGUGGUGUCCUGUGUUGUGGGCGUGUACUAAAAUGGCAGAGGUCUGUGUCUUAACAGUCGGUUGUCUCUUUUUCAUGCUCCUUGAUUAUGUCCUGCGUAGGUCUUUCAGUCUCACCAAUAUGAACUGGGCCAGUGGACUUAAAAUCUCAGAAGCGUGGAUACCGACAAUUAAACGCAACACCAUGAGGGUUGUGUAACAACGGAACAGUAUGGAAACAAAGCUCCAAAAAAUACACUGAUGAAAGCUAUUAAAUACCUGCUAAUCAUAACAGAGCAUAAGGGUGCCACGUAUCCUGUCAAUAUCAAUGCCUGAAAAAGACUAGAAGUAUGCUUUCGAAACAUUGAGAGCACGAUCCCACUUCGUGACAUAAGUGAUGGUACUUCAAUACCAGUUUGCGAUAAGUAACGACAACCUUUCCAUCUUGCUACUCGCAAAUUUUUCAGCUUCUUUUUUAAUCCAGAAGUCUUUCAGUAUUUUAGAAAGUCUUUCCAGCAUUAGUGUCAUUUUGUGGAUUUGGUGUAGUUAGGUGUGGAACUAAGCUCUUCACUAUCCUCUGAAUCUCAUGAUAAAAAGAAACCGAAUAAACAAAAAACUCUCUCCUCCCCAGGUUUGUAUCCUGUAAAGAUUAUUUUAUCCUUAUUCCACUAUGUUAUGCUUCCAUUUCAUCACCAUAAUACAUUCUCCUACGAUAGGAAAUUUGUUACUCGUACAAUACUUUGAAUCGAGUGGAGGAAGUUUGGUGUCGAAUAUCAAAAUGUCUGUGGGGCAAGACAGCCGUUCACCCUUAAGGUUAAACUAUGAUUCCUCAGCUUUCAUCCGGUGGCAGUUGUUUGAACAAUUGACUGAGUUACCACGGAGGUACCAAUACGAAACUCUCGAUUCAGCCAUUGAUUUCUUGCGUUACACAAAAACAGCAGCUGAACCACGCGUAAUGAUUCUCGCUAUUUGGGUGUGUAUGGCCGCGUUACGGAACUGUUUUCAAAAUGACGGUGCUGGAGGCCUAAUUUAUAGCAAAUCUGAAAGUAGUUAUUGAACGCUUAAGUUACUCAUUGGAAUUUCAUAUCACAGUCAGAACUAAGUUUCAUUAAAUCUUUUUUUGAUGUUACAGAGAAAAGUUACACGGUUUCAUAACUUUACUUCUUCUUUAACGACCUGAGCGGAAGUUAUCAUCAGAAAUUGUAAAUUCUAAUAAUAACUUUCACCUGGAAGGUCAGACGAGAGGUUCAACUUUUACCUUUGGGUUCAAACCAUUUACUGCGAUGAAAGUUACGUGUAAAAAUUUAAUUUAUUUUCCUGUUCAGGACUGUUGAAUGUUAUCCAAGAAGAACUACCUGACUGUCCUCUAUACUACAGUGUGGAUCAUCUCUGUGGAGUUCUUCAUUGUAACACACCUUCUCUUGUGCAGAUCAGAUCUGCUCUACUGGAAGCAGGCUACAAGGCUUCCAGCUCUCAUGCGUGCAAACAAGCACUCAAAACUGAUGCUCCUCACAGUGGUAUGUACAAGAGAGGCACACCUAAACGAUGAGGCUAUUUGUUCAAUUUAACUCAGUGAAAAGGGAAAUAUCGUAAAGCUCCACAUUAUUGUAAUUGAUUGCGACGAAUAUUUUUAUUUAACAUCACAGUAAACAUUCUUCCACCCAGUAUAUUGUAAUUUUCGUUUCUGUUGCUGAAGACGGCGAAUUUUAGCGAUUUGUAGGCUUCGGGAUUGGACCAUCAAGGGUGUAAAGCUCAGUUUUCUGUCUAUUACAAAGCGGUCCUACGCCAAGGCAAUUUUCACCUACAAGCUGCAAUCGUACGAGCUCUAAAUGAGGAAAUUUAAAAGCCUAAGCUCUCUUUAUGUAUCAUCACAUUUGAAACUCGUUAAAAAAGUUUAGAACUUGAGUCCAUAUAAAAUCGAGAAAUUGAGAAAUCAAGAAAUUGAGGCUCAAUAAAUGCGCAUUUGAACUUUCGUGUGCCUGCUGAGACUUACGUUGUUCCACUCAUCUUUGAUUGGGUGAUAAUGAACAGUACAAAGGACAUCAGUAUUCCCAUAGAUUUAUUCUAAACUCAAAUGUACAACUGUUCACAGCAUUUUUGUGGGCUCCCUUUAUUAGUUGGGUGUAUUUUAAUGUCACUUGUUCUAACCUCAUUACGAAUGUUGCUAUAUUCAACCCAAACAAGAGGACAUGAGCUGAUGUCCUCCUGGCUGCCAGUGGUUAAAAUAGUACAAAAUUGAACCAUUUUCCUUGAUUUUCAUUUUUAAUUUCAAAGAUAAUUAAUUCCAUUUAGCUUAAUCCAAGUUUUGAUGCUAUUGUUACAUGUAACUUUCUAACGUCACAAUUUACAAUAUACAAUAUCGCAAUUUUUUGUUCGGACAUAAAGUUGCUGCUGGUGGAUCUGACCCCGAAACUAGGAGUUCGGAGGCGUGAUCUUUGUUGUUUGUCUUAAGUCCACAACCAAUGCUUAAAAAAUUGACAAUUCUAUAACACAACGACAUUUUAUGCAAUACACUAUUUUUUCUACUAUUAGUUGUGUGGGAUGUCAUGAGGUGUUGGGAAAAACUUCACCCUGUAAAACGAAGGAAAGAAAAUUCUCCAGGUGCAGCCAUUCUCAGCAAAGAACCUGCCAUUCAGGUGUCGUUCAAAGAAAAACCUGAAGCAAACCCUCUGUCAAGAAAGAAUAAGCUUCUGAGAUAUCAAGCGAACCCUGAGGCCAACUGGGGACCAAAGCCUAGGUAUGUAACACAGUUAAGCAUUAGUGGUGAUUUCGUCAGGCAUCCUUUGUCCUGCGUGAAAGCUGUUGCACAUCUGCAUGGGUAUUGAGCUUAAUUUCUGAUAAUGAUACACUUUAAAAUUCUCUGGGUUUGGAUGUGGUUAGCUUUUAAUAAGUUACCCUAAAUUUUCCUUGGUUCUCCUCCAAAUCCUUCCAUUCUUUGAAACUGCCACAGGUACCCUUUCUCUUUGGUCAGAUUCGAUGCCAUUCGAUAAGUGGGCGAGCAAAAUCGUUAAGAGUAUCUUAUUUCACCCACGUUUUAAAAGGGAAACCUGAUUUGCAGGAUAAGCAUUAAUGUGCAGAGCGAUGUGCGUUGCUUUCUUGCCAUGGUUGACAUUUCCUCACGUCAAUGCCAAGUUAUUGACGUGAAUGAAAUGCGUUUAUGCUAACACUGAAAAAGCAAAUCACGGGGUUUGACAAGAAGAGGUAUGGCUGUGUGAGAUAUCGAAAACAAUGCUUAUGGAUUCUCCCAAUUUUUUUCUCUGCCAGAGCCACGCCAUUUUUCGAUCAUUGUCAUUGCCGAAAGCCUGGCUCUACCUAACGCUACCUACACUUUUGCGUUCAUAAGUUUGUCCCAAGUCAAUGUUAAUCUGCUCAGCCACCACAUAGACAUCUGUACUUGUAUGAAAAGAUGAAGAACCUGUUAAUCCUAUAGAUGUGUAAGUCAAAUUGGAAAAGACUUGGGUUUUGUGAUACUUUAUAUUAAUAUGAGUUCGUUAUGUUAAAACGUAGGGCAAAGAGGAAAAAAGAAACAGAGACAAUAGAGGAUAAGAGGCAGCGUCUACAAGGACGAAGGACUCCAGAAGAAGACAAAGAUUAUUACAAACAAUUUCCUUGUAAGAAAUUUCGACUUGGCAAGUGUACGUAUGGUGACGAGUGUAAAUAUUCGCAUGAUGUAAACCUGUACAUUAGGAAAAGUAGAAUUCCCCGAAGUGAUGAUGACUGCUCAGCGGUGAAUAUUGGAGAGUCAAGUUGAACUGUUUGAUGAUCUCUGAACACUUUCUUUAAUCUUUUGAAAAAUAAAACGCUACGGAAAAGGCAUUCUUGACACACGUAAUGAUUCUAUAAGGUAAGCAGAAGGGCGGGUCUUUGUGAAUAGCCCGUUCGGAUUUUGCAGGUCUGGUUAGUUAGCCGAUUUGUUUUCAAAAUGGCGGCUUUCGUGGUCAUAGUUUUGAGCUCAUUUGAAGACUUUUUGAACGGAAUCUCAAAGACCUGCGCGUGAUAAAUUUUUGGUUGACAGAGCAUACUUGACCUUUAAAGUUGCGUUAGCAAUACAAGAUAGAUUUCAAUGUCACAGUGAACUACAUGGCUGUCAGUGAGUUUUUCCUUUUUUUUACGUUACAGGCGUCAGAAUCAUAUUAUUUCACUCUCAAUAGUCAAUGCCACCUCACUUUUUGUUAGACAUAAGUUAACUUUGGCACGACUUUUUAAAAAAAUUUCUGUUUUUAAUUUUUCGGCAGGACUUUAAUUUGCCGCCUCAACUUUAAUUUUUCGGCGCUACCUUAAUAUUCUGGUCUGUUAUUAAAACAGUACCCACAAAUGAAAGCCUGUGCAGUGAUCUUCGCAGUGAUGAACACUACUUAAGCAGUUUUAUUCUCUUUUCUUUUUUUUUCAGGCCUUAUUUUCACUACUGCUUAACUAGUGUUCAUUACUGCGAGGAACACUUUCAUUACGUAUAUGAUUUUCUUAAAUUCACAGUCAGUACCUACAAAUGUUUACCUUAAGAUUUAAAUGUCAUCUCGUCCAAAUUUUUUAUGGGCUUUGGUGGAGACAUUAACUGUCAAGUUGUUUUGUGUUAACACACAAGGUCAUAAGCAAAGCAGUUUUCUGAUGGUACAAAAAGAAACAAAAUCAAAGCGAUUAUUCUUGUUAGUAGGAAGUCCAACUUCCGCAGCACAUCGAAGUUUGUUAGUAUUUUCGUGUUAGUGGGACUAAGAUGACUGCUACUAAGCUCACUACCUAAUUCUUUGGGCUCAGAAACAACUACAUUAACAUUUGCAGGCUCUUCAACUAGAUUACUACUUUUCUCUGCAUAAGGCCUCAACAUAUUUCCAUGACAUAUCUGUGUCUGUUUUCGCCUAUCUGGAAUGACUAUUAUGUAAUUUGGAUCGUGUAACUUCUUCACAGACAUAGGGACCAAAGCAUCGAGAAUGAAGUGUGUUACCAGGCACUGGCAACAACACAAGAACCUUUUGACCUAGCAUAAAGUCACAUUCUUCAGCAACUUCGUCACACUUCUUUUUCUUAGACUUCUGAGAGUAGACUUUAGCUAACUCACAAGCUUUAAAGAGCUUAGUGCAAAAAUCUGAGACAUACUGCUAAAGAUUGAUAGGCUCAGUUACACAACAACUUUUCUUUAACAGAACAGUCUAAAAACUUACAACACCAUAUUUUGAUACUAUUACAUCCUAAAUACGUGAGGUAUGGCAUGCACGUCAGCAUGAGUGAGAAUUCUAGAAAUUUCUAGAUAUUAAUCUGGCAGUUGUUAUCCAUAACACGGUCAGUCACGGGAAAUGGUAGAUUGACCACUAAGGGGCAGGUUGACUGCUAAAUACAGGUUUCACACACUAGGGUUAUUGUAAAAAAACAACGCUACUUUAUGCAAUAAUUGACUACUAGAUGUACAGAAUCUUGGCCGAAAAUUCUACUUACUUUGAUUUUGGCUGUGAAAUAUGGAUUAAGAAUUACUUGAAAGAUUAUUAUUUGUUUUAUUUGAGAGGUCCCACUUUCAGUUACCAUUCAGUACAGGUGGAGGACAAUAAAAACAGGCCGUUGGGACUAAGUAGAGGGUGACCGCGACUGCUUGAUAGAGGUGACUGCUUAAUAGAGUUGAAAAUUACAGUGAUUAAUGGGAAACAACUUCCUGACUUUGACAACUGACUGCUAAAUUAAGACCUUUCAAUACAGUGCCGUUAAAUACAGGUUGGAC